AUAUCAUCAUAUGGCAUUACUUCAACACAAGUCUAUCUUGGAUAUUUUGUCUCGUCCCUCCACGCUAAUUUCACGAGAUUUAGCCACGUAUUCUGCCGGUAGUGAAUUCUGAAACAAGGCAAACAUAAAUUUUGCUGAGCUUACAGCCAGAAAAAAGUCACUAUGGCCAACACGGAGCAGGGGUGUUAUACCCUCAUCAAUAUUCCAUCCGAUUCAGAGCCACCAACCGAAAUGAAAUUGAAAGAGGACCUUGAGAAAGGAGAGACGAAAACCAAGAUUGAGGCCUUGAAAAAGGUGGUCCUGAUGAUUCUAAAUGGUGAAAAGAUGCCUGGCCUUUUGAUGACUGUCAUCAGGUUUGUGAUGCCUGUACAAGACCACACUAUCAAAAAGCUGUUGCUUAUCUUCUGGGAGGUAGUACCCAAAUAUUCAGGAGAUGGCAAGCUGCUGCAGGAGUUCAUCCUUGUAUGUGAUGCAUAUCGCAAGGAUCUCCAGCACCCCAAUGAAUUUAUCAGGGGAUCAACCCUCAGAUUCCUCUGUAAGUUGAAAGAACCAGAACUUUUAGAGCCCCUCAUGCCAGCUAUCAGAGCUUGUCUAGACCAUAGACACUCUUAUGUUAGAAGAAAUGCAGUGUUGGCAAUUUAUACAAUCUACAGAAACUUUGACUUUUUGAUCCCUGAUGCUCCAGAGUUAAUUGCCAAUUUCUUGGAGGGUGAACAAGAUGCAUCCUGCAAGAGAAAUGCCUUUAUGAUGCUGAUACAUGUUGACCAGGAGCGUGCUCUGACCUACCUUGUAAGCUGCAUAGACCAAGUGACAUCAUUUGGAGACAUUCUCCAGUUGGUUAUAGUGGAACUUAUCUACAAGGUGUGCCAUGCCAAUCCAUCUGAGAGAUCCCGCUUCAUUCGCUGUAUUUACAAUCUACUGAAUUCCUCCAGUCCAGCUGUGAGAUAUGAGGCAGCCGGCACCUUGGUCACUCUAUCCAGUGCUCCAACAGCAAUCAAAGCUGCUGCCAGCUGUUACAUUGAACUUAUCGUAAAGGAGAGUGACAACAACGUGAAACUUAUUGUGUUGGACAGGUUGAUUGCCUUGAAAGAGGUACCAUCACAUGAGAAAGUGCUGCAGGAACUUGUAAUGGACAUCUUAAGAGUGUUGUCAGCUCCUGAUCUUGAAGUACGCAGAAAGACUCUGGAGUUAUCACUGGACCUUAUCACAUCAAGGAAUGUGGAAGAGAUGGUUUUGGUUCUGAAGAAGGAAGUGGUGAAGACUAACAACACAGUUGAGCAGGAGGACACUGGCAAGUACCGCCAGCUAUUAGUCCGUACCCUCCACCAGUGCUGUGUGAGGUUCCCUGAUGUGGCCCAGACUGUUAUACCAGUGUUGAUGGAGUUUUUGAAUGAUGCUAAUGAACUGGCUGCUUUGGAUGUGUUGGUGUUUGUGCGUGAAGCCAUGCAGAGAUUUGAAGACCUGCGCCCUCUUGUGGUCAAUAAGAUGCUGGAAGUUUUCUCAUCAAUUAAGUCUAUCAAGGUUUUUCGCGGUGCCUUAUGGCUGCUUGGAGAGUACUGUAUCAGCAAAGAUGACAUUCAGAGUGUCAUGACAGAGAUUAGGCAGUCUUUGGGAGAGAUUCCAAUUGUUGAUGAUGAAAUAAGAAAAGCUGCAGGAGAAACUAAGGAAGAUGAGUCCCAGGUGGCCCAGACUGGCACAGUGCAGAAGUUGGUGACAGAGCUCGGGACUUAUGCCACUCAGAGUGCAUUUAGUACUGUCUCUGCUACCAAGGGAGCAGAGGAGAGGCCACCAUUGAGGAAAUGGCUGAUGGAGGGAGACUUCUUUAUUGGUGCUGCCCUGGCCAACACCCUCACUAAGCUUGCUUUGAGAUACACCCAGGUUGUCACAGAACCGAGGAGACAAAAUUCAUUUGUAGCAGAGUGCAUGCUGAUUAUGUCUACUAUUAUACACUUGGGGAAAUCUGGCCUUUCUACACUGCCCAUCAAUGAUGAUGCCCUGGAUCGCAUUGCCCUGUGUUUGAAAGUGCUUUCUGAGAGAUCCCCCAAGAUGUACGAGAUCUUCAACCAGCUGUGCAGAGAAUCCUUGUCAGGCAUGCUGGCUGCCAAGGCAGAAGAUGAGAGGCUCACACAAAAGGCAUCUGAAUCUAAAACUGUGAAGAUUCAAGCUGAUGAUCCCAUCAGCUUCAUUCAGUUGGCUGCUAAGAAUGAAUUUGGAACCACAGAGAACAUGUUUGAGCUGACCAUGUCCCAGGCCUUAGGCACUGUACCUGGAAAGAAAGAAACAGACCCACUAUUGUCAUCAAAACUGAACAAGGUGACCCAGUUGACGGGAUUCUCUGACCCAGUGUAUGCUGAGGCAUACGUCCAUGUCAACCAGUAUGACAUAGUGUUAGAUGUCCUCAUUGUCAACCAGACUUCUGACACUCUCCAGAAUCUGACACUGGAACUGGCAACACUUGGUGAUCUUAAACUGGUUGAAAAACCACAGCCGGUGACUAUGGGUGCACAUGAUUUCUGCAACAUCAAGGCCAACGUUAAAGUAGCCUCCACUGAAAAUGGAAUCAUCUUUGGAAACAUUGUAUAUGAUGUGAGUGGAGCAGCCAGUGACCGCAACUGUGUAGUGCUGAAUGACAUCCAUAUAGACAUUAUGGACUACAUAGUGCCUGCCUCGUGCACAGACACAGAAUUCAGACAGAUGUGGGCUGAGUUUGAGUGGGAAAACAAAGUCAGCGUCAACACUAAUAUAUCUGAUUUGAAAGAGUAUCUGGAACACUUGAUCAGCUCAACCAACAUGAAAUGUCUCACACCUGAAAAGGCUUUGGAUGGAGAGUGUGGUUUCAUGGCUGCUAAUAUGUAUGCUAAAUCUAUAUUUGGAGAGAGUGCACUUGCCAACAUCAGUGUUGAGAAACCAGCUCAGCCUGAUGCCCCAGUGACUGGACACAUACGAAUCAGAGCAAAAAGUCAGGGUAUGGCAUUGAGUUUAGGAGAUAAAAUCAACCUUUCACAGAAAAAGCAGCUCAAACCUCAAGGGAUGUAGAGCAAGAUUGAACUGGAAAUUUAGCUCUUGAUAGACUUUGCUACUGAAACCUUAUAACAUGCAUUAUCUUCAGUUUAAUAAAGACAUUGAGUUGAUUUAAGAUUCAGACUAAAAUGAGUCAAGUUGUAUCCUUAUUACGGUUUAUGAGUGAUUAAUUGUGAUGUCUCUGGUGUAAGAAAAAAACAAUCUGUAACACAUAUAUACAUAUGAAUUAGAUGGUUUGUAUUGAAUGCUUUGUAUUACAUUAUCGGUGUUAGCCUGUAGAUAAUUACUGAACUUUAAAUAGGGACUGGGAACUCAAAUUAUAAUUACUGUUGUGUAUGAAUGUGUUUAUCUUUAAAAAAUGUUUAUCAUCUGGACUGGAAAUUGUUUAUAGACAAAAACUAUGAUUACAAAAAAUUAAAUGUUCAUUUUUAAGACUGAUGGAGUGUUACAUUUUCUUUAGUUAUUAUUAUUAUUACUAUUAUAUGGUUAUGAGCAGAUUUAAGGAGAUGUAGGACAACCAUCUACUUUUUAAAAGAAAAUAAAUUUCUUGAAUGUGGAAAGGCAGAGUGUGUGAUACAAGGAGGUAAAAUUGAGUAUAACAUUUCUGUAAAAUGACAUUUCAUGUGGAUGUUUAAUAUUUGUGCUAUUUUAUUGUCUUCUGUCAACAGGAAUCAUUUUUCUGAGCAGUCCCUUUCUGAUAUAAAAUUUGAAGUGAUACUGAAAUAAUGAACUCUGCAAAAUUCAUCCACUGAAAAGGAAGUUUGGGACAGUAUUCCAGGAGUUCCAUGUGAAAAUAUAACAUUAAACAGAAUUUUGGAAGACUACAGUAUAUACAAACAGAAAAAAACAACUAUCAUGGAACUUGAUCAUGCUAUUCAUCAAUUAAAUAUUUUAUCCAUUUG
Messenger RNA from Lingula anatina, 3923 nucleotides. Its product is annotated as coatomer subunit beta. NCBI's taxonomy places the organism in Eukaryota, Metazoa, Brachiopoda, Lingulata, Lingulida, Lingulidae. Gene Ontology annotation, biological process: intracellular protein transport; endoplasmic reticulum to Golgi vesicle-mediated transport; intra-Golgi vesicle-mediated transport. Gene Ontology annotation, cellular component: COPI vesicle coat; cytoplasm. Gene Ontology annotation, molecular function: structural molecule activity. The record is from RefSeq and is a predicted model, not a curated record.